This is a messenger RNA of Penicillium roqueforti, 1122 nucleotides long. RefSeq lists its product as uncharacterized. Lineage: Eukaryota; Fungi; Ascomycota; Eurotiomycetes; Eurotiales; Aspergillaceae. The coding region runs from base 1 to 1122 and encodes 373 amino acids. The record is from RefSeq and is a predicted model, not a curated record. The transcript has 2 exons.
AUGGCGAAGGAAGUAAUUACUAGGACAGCACGUUCCCAGCCUGAUAAAAGCCAAGACCAUCACAAUGACAGAGAGAAUGACAACAAACAACAUGAAUCAUUCCAUCCGCGCCAUAUCACCCUAGAGACAUUCCACAACCUGCUAUCCCACUACCCAUCAACGGUAGAGCGAGUGCACCUCAACAAGCUGAGGCUGAAGCUGCAGUCAAAGGCAGGGAAGGGACCAAAACGAAAAGCGGGGACGAAGGUUAGCAUAGCGCCGACCACAAAGACGGAGCUCGAUCCGUCCGAGGAGAAGCGUAUUAUCGAAGAGAGGGAGAAGUUCCUCCAGCUUGACCGGUGGCGCUAUGAAGUUCUGCCGAAGAUUAUCGCGGAGCGGGCGAGUGAGGGUGGUCAGAAAGAAAGCGCGCCGGAGGGAGCGCACUUGCUCAAGGAGGAGUUAAUUGAUAUCAUGGAAUGGAAGACGAAACAUGGUGUUUCCCGUCCCAUGCUCAUGGGAAUGGUGAAAAGCAACCAAGUCGCAACGAUCACCAAGUCUACAUCUACGGCCUUUGCCACCCUCCCAGAUGCAGACCCUGUAAUUGCGCCGAAUGAUGCAUUCCCCAAAGCCAGUUUGGACGCUCUUACUGCGCCUAUCCGUGGCGUCGGCCCAGCUACUGCAUCUUUGAUUUUGUCUAUUGCCACGGUCUUCGGCGAUGCUAAGAAACAAGUGCCCUUUUACAGCGACGAUGUGUAUCUUUGGCUUUGUCUGACGGAUUUCCCAGAAGGUAUACAUUGCAAAGAGCAGAAGCCUUCUAAACACAAGAAGCCCAAUGGGGAGUUGAUUGUCAAGUACAAUAUGAAUGAGUAUCGAGAUCUGUGGAAUGCCUCACAGGAGCUGCGAGCACGGCUUAACAAUGGCGCUGGAGAAAGAUCUGUCUCCUUUAUCGAUAUUGAGAGGGCUGCUUAUGUGCUCCGCAAUAUCGCUGUCUCGGAUUACUAUGCCAACCAAGAACCCGAGGCUGGUCUAAAUAUUGUGAAAGAUAUUGAUUCGGUGAAUAACCAGCUACCAAAGGAAUCAAAGAUAGAUUCUGGCGAGCUUGGCACGAGGCGUAGUAAGAGGAUAAAGCAAGAAGCUACGUGA